GGCGAGGCCCCGCCCCGCGGUCGGGGGCUGCCCGGGGAGCGGGAAGGGGACAUGGCGGCGGGGGGGCUGCCGGCGGCGGGCCCGGCCGAGCCCAACCCUUUCUCCUUCCGCGAGUUCGUCCGCAGCAAGGCCCGGAGCGGCGAGACGGCGGGCGGCGCCCGCCAGGCGGUGCGGCCCGGCCCCAGCCUCGGCCCCCUCUUGUUCCCGGAUCUGGCGCCGCCCGGAGAGGCGGAAGACGAUGAGGAGGAAUGGGACGGGAGCUACCAGCCCUCGGCGGUGGAGCAGGCCCACCUCGCCGCCACGGGCCCCGCCUCGGCCUCCGCCGGCUCUUUCUGCGAGGGCGCGGGGCUGGCGGGCAGCGAGGAGCCGAACGGGGCUUCCCUGGGCGCGCCCCCGGGGCCGUGCUGCCACUCGCCACGGCAGCCCAGCUACGCGGAGCUAAAAGAAGAGAAUGCCAGUUUGAGAAGCAAGAUCAAUAAGCUUCAGAUUUUCUCUGAAAGUCAAGCAGACAAGAUGAGGAAGCUUGAAAAAAAGCUUGAGGAAAACAAAAUUAAAGAAGAAAAAGAAGCGCAGGAUUUGGAAGCAAUGGUGCAGCACGUGGAACAGAAUCUCCAGCUGAUGACUAAACGGGCUGUUAAAGCAGAAAACAGUGCUACAAAACUGAAACAGGAAAAUGCACUACUUCAGGUUCAGCUGAAGAAUUACAAGAUGGAGAAUGAAGCCUUGAGGUUGGGCCAGUCAGCAAGUCUGGCCGUGGUGAAACAAAACGCAGACGUUGCCUUACAGAACCUUCUCACGGUCAUAACCAACUCCCGGUCAUCAAUCAAGCAGCUGGUCUCUGGCGCAGAAUCCCUGCAGCUCGUCGCUGAUCUCCUUAAAUCAAUAGACAGAAUUUCUGAAGUGUCAGAAGACAGACAGUGACUCAAACAGAAAGUCACUUUCAUGUGGAAACUGUGACUUCAAAGUUAAUUUCUGAUGUUCAGCCUCAUCGUGGUGAAGCUGUUCAUGCUGCUGCAGAACCCCGGCUUUUCCACCGCUACCCUGUGCAGCCGCUGGAUCACAAAACCCGGAACGGACAAAAGUAUGCCCCUUCUGCUAGGCUGGGACCACGGCCCCGUCCCCGAGCACCCCGGGCUGCGGCCCGGUCCCGCCUUGCUCUCCCCCUUAGGACGUUCCUUGCCAGGGGGGAAAAAGGGCUUGUGGGGACUUCGCGCAGCGCGGCGGGGCUGGGCCUUCAGAGGCGGUUUCGGGCCCUCGCCCCGGCCGCCGUGUCACGGUUUUGCGAAGCCAUUAAAGCGGCGGAGGCGGCGCA
Messenger RNA from Falco peregrinus (peregrine falcon), 1312 nucleotides. RefSeq names its product endosome associated trafficking regulator 1 (gene ENTR1). The coding region runs from base 52 to 921 and encodes 289 amino acids. The transcript has 7 exons. Gene Ontology annotation, biological process: positive regulation of cilium assembly; regulation of cytokinesis; positive regulation of protein localization to cilium. Lineage: Eukaryota; Metazoa; Chordata; Aves; Falconiformes; Falconidae. Gene Ontology annotation, cellular component: early endosome; ciliary basal body; midbody. The record is from RefSeq and is a predicted model, not a curated record.